This is a messenger RNA of Suillus paluster, 3141 nucleotides long. RefSeq lists its product as uncharacterized. The record is from RefSeq and is a predicted model, not a curated record. NCBI's taxonomy places the organism in Eukaryota, Fungi, Basidiomycota, Agaricomycetes, Boletales, Suillaceae. Bases 1 to 3141 code for a protein of 1046 amino acids. The transcript has 9 exons.
AUGAGGGGCUCUAAAGUGCAGGAGUGGACUCCUACCAGCAAUAUUCAUCUGGUGGAAUGGAAGAAAACAGUUCGGACCAGGAAAGCAACAGGGAAAUGGGUAGAGAGACCCAAGAUUCGAAAAAUUCAAUCAGUUCCGGCCACCCCUACCAAGUCAUCAUCAAAGCAGUGGCCAUCCGAGGAUAUGCUAUUUCUCGGUGGAGAUGAUUGGGUCAGCGACCUCAACCAGCAGGAUUUCAUACCCCUGCUGCUACCAACAUUCAUGAGUCAGAAUGACUAUCUUCGGCAAUGGGUCCCAAGGACCAAUAGAUAUCUCAGCAUACUCCUUGAGCGAGAAGCUCCUGCUGACCGGUCUUGCAUCAUUUGCGGGUCUGAUGGUGUCUACAAAUGUCACAACUGCUUCGGUGAGCCUCUAUUUUGCACAAAUUGUUGCAGGACGGAGCACCAGAGGCUGCCCUUCCAUCGGAUCAGUCAAUGGACCGGUGGUUUCUUCAAGGACUGUUGCCUGGUGAAGACUGGUCUAGUGAUUUCACUCGGGCACGGCGGAAAUCCUUGCCCAUGCCAAGACUACGGGGUCGAUGAUGCUGAUGAAGGAUUUUUUGCUGCCACCAACACCAACACCAACACUGACACCGACACCGACACCGACACCGAGCAUGCGACGACACCAACUGCCAAUGCGUCAAAGAACAAUCACGAUCUGCCUACUGGAGUGCCAUUCAUAAAGAAUGACAAGACCAUGACGACAAUAGUGGACAAGUCUGGAGUACACACUCACAUCAUCAAGUAUUGCAUGUGUGCCGAUGCUCCAAGCGCCGACCUACAGCUGUUUCGAUUAGGCUUGUUUCCUGCAUCCUUUACCCAACCAAAGACCACUUUCACUUUUGAUGUAUUGGACGACUUCUUACUGGAUAAUUUGGAGUGCGACACUAAGUUGAGGAGGAUGACAACCAAUGUUUUUCCGCAUUUGGUGCCGGACCGCUACCGGGAGCUCAUGAGGGUGGCCAGGCAGUGGCGGCAACUGAAGCUGUUGAAAUGGAACAGCUUCGGCCACGAGGAAAAAGACGUUGAACCCGGCGAUCUUGCUCUCUUCUGCCCGGCAUGUCCCCAGCCGGGAAUUAAUGUGACAUUGCCGACUGAAGAAGGCACAGCAGAGAUCAACAGAGAAUCAGAUCUGGAGAUGCCGAGUUGGCUCUAUUCAAGAUCGCUGGUCAUGGAUGGCAACUUCAAAGCAGAGCAUAUGCAUGCGGCGAAUCCCAUUGAUGAAGUCCCCCUCAUGGAUGGAUGCAGUUUCAUGGUCGGCGAUGGCAAAUACAAGGCGCAUCUGGCACUGGCAAAGGACACCAUUCAACAGUCCGAGUGCAACAAUCACCGCGCAGUGAAUCAAGCCAAUGCAUCCCGUCACAGACUGGAGGCAACCGGCAUUGGCGGAUGUGCCUGUGCAAGGCAUGGCUGCUUCGUCCCGCAUGCAAUGGUGGAUUUUCAGAAGGGAGAAAGGCAGAUGAACAUGGACUAUGCUUUGUGCGAGGCAUUGAAACACAAUGCCGGCGGCAUCCGGCGCACACUGACAUUUUAUGAUGUUAAUUGCCAGUACAAUAAGUAUCUAAAGGAUCGGGUAGCUGACAGCCCCUAUUUGCAAAUUCAAGAGCAGAUGGAGAUAAUCCCGGGGAUAGGUCUAUGGCAUGUUCAUGGCCACCAAGACAGCUGCUAUGUUCACUAUGCUUCUAACUUUAUCGCCGGCGCCACCAGAAUUGAUGGCGAGAUCAUGGAGACCCUUUGGGCGCCGUUGAACAUAAUCUCUCCUUCGGCACGGGGGAUGGGGACCCCUCACCGCAAGGAGUGCCUGGAUUACCAAAUGAAUGAUUGCAAUUUCAUGAAAAUGAUCAGGAUGAGUGGGUGCUCCGUUGGCAAGGCCCUUUGCCGGAAAUUCAGGCAAGCUGUGAAAGGGCUCGCCGACAGUAGGGAAGCCUUUGAAAAGCUGGAUCAGAGUGCCGACGAAAACAAUGUCAGGGACUGGGGGGAACAGGAGAGGCUGGCACAGGAACGGCGUAGCACUGAUCCAAAGGCAAUGGACAUUUAUGAAGUCCAACUGCAGAAAGCUCCGACCAGGAAAGAACAGGAAUUGAGGUUGCUGGAGGAAAAUGGCCAGCAACCUGCUCCUGCCCGCCGGAGGGGAGUGGCAACAUGGCUGGCAGAAGGGCUUUCCAUUGAGGAGGCACAGAUCGGGCGGCGUUGUGAGAGACUGCAAGGAGACAUUGACCGUUGGUCGGCGACAUUCAUCGGCGAUGGGUUUGGCAAUGCCGACCUCCACAUGAUGGAGCACAAGCUGCUGAUCCUUCAAGAAGACUCAGAUGAUGAAACAGCUGAUGAAUUCAGACUAUUUGAGCCAGAAAAGGUUGUAAUACCAUUGCUGUCCAAUUUGGGCCAGGGGAGAUGCGCUGAGCUCGGCGCCGUGGAUAUGAUCCAUCAAGAACAUGUCCUCCGCGAAGGACAGGCCAAUAAUGCCUUGCACAACAUCAGAGUGCACUUGGCAGACAAGGUGGUCAUCUUCCAAAAGACAGUCAGAAUGGCAAAGUCGCAAGCAAAGUCCACCAGAGCUUGGGCCCAGAUCCAUGCAGUGGACCGGGCGGUAAGCAUCAACACAAGCGUCUAUUCCAAGUGCCUGUCUCAACUCAGCAAACUCGGCACUGCUGACAUUUUGCUGAACAGAUACCGGCCAUUGCUUAAAGAACAUCUCCAGGUCAGCACCGCCGUCGCCGAUCCCAAUGCCAGAGGCCAGAGAAACUCCAUGUUGGCUUGGUUCUGGUCUAUGGAUGUGGAGGGAGACUCUGAUAGCAGUGAUUGGUUGAAUGAAUUUUACCAGGUGCAUUGGCUCCGUGCCAAGGCUCUAAGAGACAGGUGGGAGGAGGAAAUGCUACUUGUGCAGCAUGAAAUGAAUUGGACAUACAACUUCUUCUUGCACAAAGCCGAGCAAUGGAUCCUUCUGGCUACCAUCUCAAAAGCCGCCGACAAGGUGGGACACCUUGCCUAUGCGGCACGGCAGUGCAAAAUGUAUCAGCGCCUGUAUGAGGAUUCCCGGGAUGCAUUUGAAGUUGCAAAGGCAGCCUGGAACCCAAUGCAUAUUAUGCCGGCGGUCUUAUAG